AUGGUGAGGUGCGAAGAAGAUGACGGAAAAAAUAACGAAGAGCUGACCUUGGAGGUUUUCAGGAAUAAUUUCCUAGACAAAUACUUCCCGAAGAGUGCUAUGACUGAGAAGGAGGCCAUAUUUCUGAAGUUGUAUCAAGGGAAUCUCACAAUAGCAGAAUAUGCGGCAAAGUUCGAUCCCCUAGCAAAGGGCAGGUAUCAUCAACAACACAAGUCGUAUGCCCGCCCACAGGGUAAUGCUACAGACCAACCUCGACCUCAACACGGGGAAGGUGAAGGGACAAAAACUCCAUGUCAGAACCAGGCGCACCCUGUCAGGUGUUUUCGCUGCAAUAGGGAAGGACAUAGGAUAACUGAGUGUCUAAUCAGACCUAGGGUUUGUUACAUCUGUCAGAAACCAGACAAUUUUGCAAACGAAUUCCCUGAACGAAAAGACGACAGAGUUGUCAACCACAACAAUAUAACCGCCAAUGUAGCACACCCUACUGCCAAGGGACGUGUCUACCAUAUCAAUGGAGAGGAAGCCCUAUCCUCCUAUGAACUUAUCCAAGGUAAGUGUUUCAUCGCUGGAAAAUCACUUAAUGUAAGAUAUGAUUCAGGGGCAACACACUCGUUCAUUUCAUUGGAUUGGGUGGAUUUGCUCCAACUUGUUUUUACUACCUUUCCGUUUGAUUUGGUGGUUACCCUACCUUCUACCGAAUCGGUGAAAUGUAAUACGGCUUGCUUGCAAUGCUCGUUGGUUGUGUUUGAUAUGAAAUUCAACGUUGAUUUGAUUUGUAUUCCCCUCAAGCAUUUGGGAGUGAUACCUGGGAUGGAUUAG
This is a messenger RNA of Cicer arietinum (chickpea), 819 nucleotides long. RefSeq lists its product as uncharacterized. Gene Ontology annotation, molecular function: nucleic acid binding; zinc ion binding. NCBI's taxonomy places the organism in Eukaryota, Viridiplantae, Streptophyta, Magnoliopsida, Fabales, Fabaceae. The record is from RefSeq and is a predicted model, not a curated record.